Molecule: messenger RNA, 1077 nt
Organism: Recurvomyces mirabilis
Lineage: Eukaryota; Fungi; Ascomycota; Dothideomycetes; Mycosphaerellales; Teratosphaeriaceae
Gene: OXR1
Product: oxidation resistance protein 1
Exons: 1
Coding region: 1-1077 (358 amino acids)
Biological process (GO): response to oxidative stress
Cellular component (GO): nucleus
Source: RefSeq, a predicted model, not a curated record
AUGACCGAAACACACCCUGAUGAUCUCCACCACCACCACGGCGUGGCCCGCCCUCCGCUCCAACCGCCAACCUCACCUCGCUCCUUCAACCCGCUAAUGAAUACCUUCAACUACAUCGCCGAACCCGUCUCCUACAGCAUUUCUAGCAUAGUCCGUCGGCUCUCCGAAGACGAAGCCCCCACCGCGCUCGCUCGCGCCCUCAGCGCCAAUUUCAACGGCUCCAUGACCGAUCCUACGACAGGUGUAUACCAGCCUGCCAACUUCGACAUGAAACGUCGGAUAUCACCCUUCCAACCUCCGCCUCUGACACCAUUGACACUGAAAGGCUACAAGGAAGGCACAAGAGGGAGGUCGAGGUUACUCAGCAAAGCCGUAGCAGAGGAGAUCAGAUUGUUGAUCCCGCCGAGGCUCCAGCUAAUGGACACCUGGACCCUGACCUACUCCCUCGAACAAGACGGCACUACCCUCAGCACCCUCUACAACCUCUCCGACAUUCACAGGGGUAAACGUGGCGGUUUCGUCCUCGUAGUCCGCGACGCAGGCGGAGGCAUCUUUGGCGCAUACCUAACCGACCCCCCAAAACCACAAGCACACUACUACGGCUCCGGAGAAUGUUUUCUCUGGCGAGCCUUUCGUUUACCAGCCUUACCGGACCUAUCCAGUCUGCCCCCUCCGCCAAGCGCAGAUACCACGCACCUCCAACGCAUGACAACCCUCGGGCUGUCCAAACAGAGCUCAAGCGCCAGCCUCGCCUCUCUGAAUGUUCCUGCGACGGAUGGACUACCGGCCAAGAAACUCAACGGUACGAACCAUCGGAGCAAUGGGAACGGCAGUGCGACACCGGAGAGAAUACGUUUCAAAGCUUUCCCGUACACGGGCGAGAACGAAUUUUGCAUUUUUUGCCAGCCGGACUAUCUGAGCGUUGGAGGUGGAGAUGGACAUUAUGGGCUUUGGCUGGACGAUAGGCUGAACAAGGGCGUUAGUGACACGUGCCCGACUUUUGGGAACGAGCCGUUGAGUGAGGAGGGGACGAAAUUUGAUGUUCUGGGUGUUGAAGUCUGGUAUAUUGGGUCGUGA